Molecule: messenger RNA, 2055 nt
Organism: Pocillopora meandrina
Lineage: Eukaryota; Metazoa; Cnidaria; Anthozoa; Scleractinia; Pocilloporidae
Source: the annotation of a GenBank genome assembly
CUUUUAUUCAUUUUAGGUCAGGAUUGUGGAAGACAGUUUUCUGAUGACGCUACGGAAAUUUCAUCCAAGCGUAUUAUGGGAGGGCAAAGUUGUCAUGUGUCCCGCUGGCCAUGGCAGGUAGCACUGAUCUCAGAUGGUGAACAAGUCUGUGGGGGGUCUCUGAUAACCUCUGACUGGAUUGUGACUGCUGCUCACUGUUUCGAUAAAGGUAUAUCAUGACACAUGCUCCUCUCAAACUCAUUGAUACAUUCGUGGUUUUGGAUCUAAAAAGAGAAAAGAGGCAUAAUGAAAAGGUAAAGAAAGUGAAAAUUCCCUUAAGUCAGACCUUAUUCCGAUGUUCCAAAGAGCCUUUCACUUCGUAAAAGUACUGUUCGCACGGGUGAGUCAUGUCAAAGCACACUUUUAAAAAAAUUAUCAUUUCAAAGUAAAAUUACAUUAAAAAUCUCCCGAAUUUAUCAACUGCCAUGAUUUUAGGAAAUUAUAGGACACUGAGAGGUCUCUCAAUACAGUUGUAUGUAGCAUAAUCAAUAUACUCAGUGCAAUUGGAGAACUUAUCACCUUUAUUGCGACGGCAAGUCAAAAUAUUGAUAUUCACAAGAGUGUGAUGAUUAACUGGGUUAAUUCUCUUGGAAGUUAUUUAUGGCUAAAAAAGGAAAGGUGUCUGUGGCUACUCCACCUUGAUUCCCGACCACAGAGGGCCAACGUUUCCAACACUGUAUAGAUAUGAAAAUCCAUCUCACCGAUCCUGAUUUUUCUGCGACCUUAUCAAUCUCCAUUUUGCUAACAAGGCAGAAUUUCUUCUCUCACAGAUGCUAUCCCAACUCACUGGAGUGUUAUAGCAGGUGAACGCAAUUUAAAAGUGAAUGGAUCUCUCAAAAGAAGCUUGGAGAUUUCUAAUAUCUAUCUUCACCCACAAUAUACAUCCAACGCACCAACGUACGAGUUUCCGUCGGACUAUGACGUUGGUGAGUAGAAUUUGAAGGAAAAAAACUAGAGAGCAGAAUGGAAUACAGAAUUAUAUUUUCUUAAAGGAAAGCCCAAUGAUAACCAGGUCAACGUACAUAUGCAGCCUACAGAAAGUUCUUACAUACCUGAAAGGGAUAUUCUUCUCAGGUAGAGCGCUGCAAGUGUGCCUCAUACACAAAUUAAGUUUUUUAAUCAGUUAGUUUUUAGUAAGACUAAGAGAGCAUAGAAUAUGAGGAGAAGUAGAUUAAGGAUUAUUAAAAAAGUCGAAAACUGGUGGAGGUAGGGGAGAGAGGGAAUGGAAGUGUGCCAUCAUGUCCCCUUCGUUUAUUAAUAGACCUUGGCAGCUCGAUUAGUGAGACAUGGCCUGCAUUGAAGAAUAGAGGCUGUAGAUUUUGAUUUUUAUUCGUUGAAUUCAAUUCAAAUUCAACUCACUGAUAAGCCAAUACAUGGAUGACCUCUAAAUUUCGUUAGUUUUAUGGCUUAUAACUUUUUAAGUUGAAGAAAAAAUAGCGGGGGGGGGGGACGCUAUGUUUAAUCGAGCGGGUACUAAUCAUGUCUUGAGGGACAAAAGCUACACUUAACCACACAAAACUUUAAAAAGAACCUUGAGUGCAUAGGUAUUUUAUAUUUUUUCCCUCAGCCAUGGUCCUUUUGAAGCAGAAGUUGUUAUUAACAAGCUGUACCUUUCCAAUAUGCUUGAUGCCAAACGAUGCACGUUUUCUCCCAGGCACUACAUGCUACGUUACCGGCUGGGGAAGACUGGCAACUAAUGGCCCUCAUCCAACGAUGCUUCAGGAGGCACAGGUUCCACUCGUGUCGAGGGAACUGUGUAACAACCCGGAGAUUUAUAACGGCCUCAUACAUGAAAGGGCUCUCUGCGCAGGUUCAGCUGAAGGAGGAGUGGGACCGUGUCAGUUUGACAGUGGAGGACCACUGGCGUGUCAAGAAAGUGGGUUAUGGUACCUUUCUGGCGUCGUUUCGUGGGGAGUGGGGUGCGGAGAGCCCAAUAAACUGGGUGUGUACAGUGAUAUGAGUGUUCUGAUGGAUUGGGUGAAAGAUAUGGUUGCUACAGACGCUAGUUUCAUUUGA